GCAUCGGCGGUUUGGCCUGUUUCCGGCAGGAUCAGGGGACACGGUGGUAGAGGCAGUGCCGACCGGCGUUGUCCAACGAGGUCUUCCAGGACCGAGCUGACAUGGCGGCGGCUUUUCGGAAGGCGGCUAAGUCCCGGCAGCGGGAACACCGAGAGCGAAGCCAGCCCGGCUUUCGAAAACGUCUGGGCCUGCUGGAGAAAAAGAAAGAUUACAAACUUCGUGCAGAUGACUACCACAAGAAACAAGAAUACCUCAGAGCUCUCCGGAAGAAGGCUCUUGAAAAAAAUCCAGAUGAAUUCUACUAUAAAAUGACUCGGGUCAAGCUCCAGGAUGGAGUUCAUGUUAUUAAGGAGACAAAGGAAGAAGUAACUCCAGAACAGCUAAAGCUGAUGAGAACUCAGGAUGUCAAAUAUAUAGAAAUGAAAAGGGUUGCAGAAGCUAAGAAAAUUGAAAGACUAAAAUCAGAGCUCCAUCUGCUGGACUUCCAGGGGAAACAACAGAAAAAGCAUGUGUUCUUUUUUGACACCAAAAAGGAAGUUGAACAGUUUGAUAUCGCAACUCACCUGCAUACAGUGCCGGAACUAGUCGACAGAGUCUUCAAUAGACCCAGGUUAGAGACAUUGCAGAAGGAAAGAGUGAAAGGAAUUACCCAUCAGACUCCACUUAAGCGGAUAGCUAAAGAAAGGCAAAAGCAAUAUAACUGCCUGACACAGCGGAUUGAGCGAGAGAAGAAAUUGUUCGUUAUUGCACAGAAAAUUCAAACACGCAAAGAUCUUCUGGAUAAAGCUCAGAAGGUGAAGGUGAAGAAAGAAACAGUGAACUCCCCAGCCAUUUACAAAUUUCAGAGUCGUCGAAAACGUUGACAUGUUAUAGAUAAGCCUUGUCUUUCUGCAUUGAAGAUAAUUCUUUUUUUUCCUAGUAAUUUCAAAUCCCAUUAGUCCAAAUGACAUGAUUUUCCUGUUUGUAACCAUAAUUUUUUGUCAAUCUAACAUUCCAUGUCUUUCUAUGAACAACAUUAUAUCCCCUUCCCCUCUGU
Molecule: messenger RNA, 1036 nt
Organism: Propithecus coquereli (Coquerel's sifaka)
Lineage: Eukaryota; Metazoa; Chordata; Mammalia; Primates; Indriidae
Gene: UTP11
Product: UTP11-like, U3 small nucleolar ribonucleoprotein (yeast)
Exons: 8
Coding region: 102-863 (253 amino acids)
Biological process (GO): rRNA processing
Cellular component (GO): nucleolus; small-subunit processome
Source: RefSeq, a predicted model, not a curated record